CGCGAGCCUGCGCCUGCGCAGUGUGGGCCGCGCCCCGCCCCCUGCCCUGCUGCCCUCCGCCGGCCGGCCGGCCCCUCCUCGGCCGCGAGCCCUCGUCCCGCUCAGCCGCCGCUCCGUCCCGCAGCAGCCAGCUCAGUCUCAGGCAGCAUGUUCAGCUGGGUGAGCAAGGAUGCCCGCCGCAAGAAGGAGCCGGAGCUCUUCCAGACCGUGGCCGAGGGGCUGCGGCAGCUGUACGCGCAGAAGCUGCUGCCUCUGGAGGAGCAUUAUCGCUUCCACGAGUUCCACUCGCCCGCGCUGGAGGACGCUGACUUCGACAACAAGCCCAUGGUGCUCCUGGUCGGCCAGUACAGCACCGGCAAGACCACCUUCAUCCGCCACCUGAUCGAGCAGGACUUCCCGGGGAUGCGCAUCGGGCCGGAGCCCACUACCGACUCCUUCAUCGCGGUCAUGCACGGCCCCACCGAGGGCGUGGUGCCGGGCAACGCGCUCGUCGUCGACCCGCGGCGCCCCUUCCGCAAGCUCAACGCCUUCGGCAACGCCUUCCUCAACAGGUUCAUGUGUGCUCAGCUGCCCAACCCAGUCCUAGACAGCAUCAGCAUCAUUGACACUCCUGGGAUCCUGUCUGGAGAGAAGCAGCGCAUCAGCCGAGGUUAUGACUUUGCGGCUGUCCUCGAGUGGUUUGCUGAGCGCGUGGACCGCAUCAUCCUGCUCUUUGACGCCCACAAGCUGGACAUCUCAGACGAGUUCUCAGAAGUUAUCAAGGCCCUCAAGAACCACGAGGACAAGAUCCGUGUGGUGCUAAACAAGGCUGACCAGAUUGAGACCCAGCAGCUGAUGAGAGUGUAUGGAGCUCUCAUGUGGUCUCUGGGGAAGAUCAUCAACACCCCCGAGGUGGUCCGGGUCUACAUUGGCUCCUUCUGGUCACACCCAUUGCUCAUCCCUGACAACCGCAAGCUCUUCGAGGCAGAGGAGCAGGAUCUCUUCAAAGACAUCCAGUCUCUACCCAGAAAUGCUGCCCUUAGGAAGCUCAAUGACCUGAUCAAGCGGGCCAGGCUGGCCAAGGUCCAUGCCUACAUCAUCAGCUCCCUCAAGAAGGAGAUGCCCAAUGUCUUUGGGAAAGAGAGCAAGAAGAAAGAGCUGGUGAACAACCUGGGAGAGAUCUACCAGAAAAUUGAGCGGGAGCACCAGAUCUCCCCCGGCGACUUCCCAAGCUUGCGCAAGAUGCAGGAACUCCUGCAGACCCAGGACUUCAGCAAGUUCCAGGCCUUGAAGCCCAAGCUGCUAGAUACAGUGGAUGAUAUGCUGGCCAACGACAUAGCCCGGCUGAUGGUGAUGGUGCGCCAAGAGGAGUCCCUGAUGCCUUCACAGGCUGUGAAGGGUGGUGCUUUUGAUGGCACCAUGAAUGGGCCCUUUGGGCAUGGCUACGGCGAGGGGGCUGGCGAGGGCAUCGAUGAUGUUGAGUGGGUGGUUGGCAAGGACAAGCCCACCUAUGAUGAGAUCUUCUAUACACUGUCUCCUGUCAAUGGCAAGAUCACUGGCGCUAAUGCCAAGAAGGAGAUGGUGAAGUCCAAGCUGCCCAACACGGUUCUGGGGAAGAUCUGGAAGCUGGCUGAUGUGGACAAGGAUGGCCUGCUGGAUGAUGAGGAAUUUGCUCUGGCCAACCACCUUAUCAAGGUCAAGUUAGAGGGUCAUGAGCUACCCUCUGACCUUCCUCCACAUCUCAUCCCACCCUCCAAACGGAGGCAUGAGUGACAGCCAUGCCUGACAAUACCCCCAACCCCCAGGGCUGCUGGCACUUUCUACCCGCUAGCUCCUUGCCUGCCCAUUUGGGCCUGGGCCUAGAGGGGCAGAGAUAGGGGGAGGGAAAGGGUCACCAUUUUUUCAAGGUCCAUAAAGACUGAGCAGUGUUUCCUCAGCUCUUGAAUAGGAAAACCACCAUCUUUCUUUUAAGGCUGUCCGGGCUUCAGCGGGAGGCAUGGGUGAUACUUGGAUGUGAACAGUGGGAUUUUGUGCAUAAGAACCAUGGAUAUUUUUAAUAUAUAAUGUUAGAGGCA
This is a messenger RNA of Phodopus roborovskii (desert hamster), 2054 nucleotides long. RefSeq names its product EH domain containing 1 (gene Ehd1). The transcript has 5 exons. Gene Ontology annotation, cellular component: intracellular vesicle; presynaptic membrane; plasma membrane. NCBI's taxonomy places the organism in Eukaryota, Metazoa, Chordata, Mammalia, Rodentia, Cricetidae. Gene Ontology annotation, molecular function: protein binding; GTP binding; calcium ion binding. The record is from RefSeq and is a predicted model, not a curated record. Gene Ontology annotation, biological process: clathrin-dependent synaptic vesicle endocytosis; endosomal transport. The coding region runs from base 148 to 1752 and encodes 534 amino acids.